ACUAAGUAUAUGCCUAGACAAGUUCCCCCAUGCCUUUUACGCAAGUCAAACCAUUUCUCUCUAAACAAGAGAAGAGAAAGAGCAACAAUCAGAUAAGAAGGUAGCUAGAAAAAUAUAGAAAGUUCAGUCCUUAAUUAGUGAACUCUUUCUUUCUAGAAAUAGCUUGAAAGAGAGGGUUUAUCGAGAAAUGGGAAGGCCUCCAUGUUGUGAUAAAAUUGGUGUGAAGAAAGGGCCAUGGACUCCUGAAGAGGAUAUCAUUUUGGUUUCUUAUAUUCAAGAACAUGGUCCUGGCAAUUGGAGAUCUGUUCCUACUAAUACUGGUUUGCUUCGGUGCAGCAAAAGCUGCCGGCUCCGUUGGACUAAUUACCUCCGUCCAGGAAUCAAGCGAGGGAACUUCACUGAACAAGAAGAGAAGAUGAUCAUUCAUCUCCAGGCACUUCUUGGGAAUAGAUGGGCAGCAAUAGCUUCAUACCUUCCUCAAAGGACAGACAAUGACAUAAAGAAUUACUGGAAUACCCAUCUGAAGAAAAAGCUCAAAAAGAACCAAGGCGUAGAUGAGAACGAGAACACCCAAGAUUACUGCAAUAACAACAAUUCCUCAUCAUCUUCUCACCAAGCAAUCUCAAAGGGGCAAUGGGAGAGAAGGCUCCAAACUGAUAUCCAAAUGGCCAAACAAGCCCUCUGUGAGGCUUUAUCCAUUGACAAAUCCAAGGCCGCGGCCGAAUCAACGAACCAAGCGGCUAACCCGCGGGCCCCGCUGACCGCCCCCUACGCCUCAAGCACUGAAAACAUUGCCAGGCUGCUGGGGAACUGGAUGAAAAACUCGGGCCGGAACAAUGCAUCCCCAGCCCGGUCCAACUCGGAGACGGUCACAACCCAGACCGGGAUGGCCGGUUCGAGCUCUAGCCCGAGUGAGGGCAACUUUGAUCACUCAAUCUUCAGCUUCAACUCGUGCAACAACUCGGACGUCGUGUCCCAAGCUAUGUCAGCCAUCGACGAAAACGGCAGCGUUUUGCAGGUGGAGAGUAAGCCGAACUUCACGCCGGUGGUACCGCCCUUCCAACCCGGAGCGAAGCCGAUGAGCAGCGGUGCUGAGACACAAAUGCCCCUGACCUUGCUGGAAAAAUGGCUCUUUGAUGAUGCAGCAUGCAAUGUUCAAGCACAAGAUGAAUUGAUGAUGAGAAUGGGAGUUGACUUGGGUAUGCCCUUAGGUGAAACAGCUGAGUUGUUUUGAAGUCAUAUAUACAACACCAAAUUACAUAUAUGCAAAUAUAUAUGCAAUGUGUUAUGUGUGUGUAUAUAUGUCUUCCAAACAACUUCUAUCAUAGUUUACUUUUUACCUUUCCAUAUAUAUCUUAGGGUUUGAACUAUAUAUAUAUAUAUAUAUAUAUAUAUAUAUAUAUAUAUAUAUAUAUAUAUAUAUAUAUAUAUAUAUAUAUAUAUAUAUAUAUAUAUAUAUAUAUAUAUAUAUAUAUAUAUAUAUAUACAAAUUAUUAUCCUAGGGGUUACUUAGUUAAUUAUAAACGCUGGCCUAGAGCAGCAACUACGUCUGCUACUGGAUAAAAAUUGUAUAUUAAGAUGAUGUUUUUUAUUUAUUAGUCUCUAUAUCAAGUAUAUAUAGUGAUUGGGAAUAAUACAUGGAUCCGAGACCUUUUUUUCUGCAACAAUGAGUAUAAUCUAGCUUUUAGAACUUGUGCUAAUUAUGGUCAUACGGAAUAGUACUUUAGUAGUUAACACUUCC
This is a messenger RNA of Cuscuta epithymum, 1741 nucleotides long. The record is from the annotation of a GenBank genome assembly. NCBI's taxonomy places the organism in Eukaryota, Viridiplantae, Streptophyta, Magnoliopsida, Solanales, Convolvulaceae.